GCUUUCUUAUUUGGGUUUGGGUCUUGACCGGGCCAGCAGCUAGUCAGCAUGCAUUUGCUUCAUUUUUCGCUGUUCGGAUUGUUGUUUUUGAUUGGAUUAUCGUGGUCUCAAGUGGUUCAACGAUUGGAAGGCCUACCGUUCUCACUAGCCGUCUAUCUUGGGGAGUUUAGAUCCCGGACGAACCUGACAUCUUCCGAGGAUGAAUGGCGUGAUCGACUGUGUUUGUACGAGUUGGAGCAGUUUGGCUUAGGACUACGGAACGAGCAAGGAUGGGCACUGCAGAUGUACGAUUCAUGGGGGAAGUUGCCAUCGGGAUUGUUAAGCGGAAACUCGUUUACUCCGGGCAGUUUCGAUCAAUGUCGGCGGCUUUCGGUACGCAAUAGCGCUGGAGUGUUCGACGGACAGCACUGCACUGUGCGGUUGAACCUUCAAACCGUGGAUAAUUCGCUCGAUGAACUGUGGUUGGGUAUGUGCGUUCCGGAUUCGUGCGAAGCAGGAUUCGUAAAACAGCUGGUGGAUCAGUUUGCACUCGAAAACGGGUUUGGAAUAGUGACGGACUACAGUCAAGACGAUUUUUGCUACCGAGAUGAUUCAACGGGGAGCUUAGGUGGGACAACCAUCGCCGCUCUAGUCGUUUUAGGAUUAAUUGCAACCAUUAUGGUGGCCAGCACGGUCGUGGAAGUCCUUGGAUUCAUACUCAAACGGUCGAUUCCCAAGCCAAUCAAGGAGCUAUCUCUCUACUACAAGCUGUUCGCAUUGUUCAGAACGACACCCAAGUCCAAAGAGAAAACCGACACCCUGGACUGCAUCAACGGAAUUCGUUCGUUCAUGAUGCUGCAAAUCAUCAUGUACCACGUUCACGAUGCAAUUCGAACGCUACCGACCACGAAUCACUUGGCCAGAGAAGAAUACUUCGAAUCCGCUAUGGGACUCAUUAGCUACCGUGCUUCGGCGCUGUCGGCGGACAUUUUCCUGGUGCUAAGUUCUUUGCUUUUAACCUACAACGUCCUGAAGGAGGUCACCGCAACCGGAAAGGUUGUCGUGUCGCGGAUUUGGAUCCAUCGCAUCCUCAGAAUCGUCCCAGCUUACGGAUUUCUCAUCUUCUCGGUGGUUGCAUUUGCGGAGUACUUCGGUGAAGGUCCACUGUUCCGCCACUAUGUUCAACCACUAGUGGAUGCUUGCUCCGAUAACUGGUGGUCGGCGAUGCUGUUUGUACAGAACUACGUCAAUCCAGAUCGAAUGUGCUUACCCCACACCUGGUACCUCUCGGUAGACAUGCAACUGUACCUUAUUUCUCCGCUAAUCAUCUACCUUCUUUGGAAAUUCGGCACCCUAACUCUGAUUGGAUUGUCAUUCCUAGUUCUGCUGUCGGUGGCCUGCGUAUUCACCAGCUUCAUGGUCAACGACUUUGUCCUCAAUCCACCAAUGACCCCGGACCGGGAGUUCGAGCGUGAUCGCCUAACAUACUACUCCACUCACGCCCGCAUGGCCGUUUGGUUCUGUGGGAUCGCUUUUGGAUUUCUACUGUUCCGUACCCGUGAGAAGCGAAUCGUUCCUUCACCUGUCAUCCUGGUAGGAGGGUCAAUCGCUGCCACCGCCCUAACCGGGUUCAUCAUGUUCUGUGCCCACGAAAUCUACAAACCACGGGAGGCGGAUCCCCUCGGGGAUGCCUUCUACGAAGCGUUGCACCGGGUCGCUUGGGUGCUUUGUAUCAUGUGGCUCAUCUUCAUGUGUAUCAACGGGCAUGCCAGUGCUCUGGGUCACUUUCUGGCAUGGACGUUUUGGCAACCGGUGGCACGGUUGUCCUACGCGAUGUACCUUAUCCAUUACGUUGUAAUCGCGGUUAGCUUCACGGGAGUUAUCCAUCAACCGUUCUAUUUUAGCGAGGUAAACAUACAAUACGUAAAUCUAGGCGUUAUCGGAUUAAGCGGCGUGUUAUCUCUCGUCUGGUGGUUAUUCAUCGAGCAACCGAUCCAGGUAGCCGAACGAUACGCCCGUGAGUGGAUUCGAAAAUCACGACAAUAAAGCAUUAUAGGUGAUUAC
This is a messenger RNA of Ochlerotatus camptorhynchus, 2043 nucleotides long. RefSeq names its product O-acyltransferase like protein-like. Lineage: Eukaryota; Metazoa; Arthropoda; Insecta; Diptera; Culicidae. The transcript has 4 exons. The record is from RefSeq and is a predicted model, not a curated record. Bases 49 to 2025 code for a protein of 658 amino acids. Gene Ontology annotation, molecular function: acyltransferase activity, transferring groups other than amino-acyl groups.